Molecule: messenger RNA, 1698 nt
Organism: Komagataella phaffii GS115
Lineage: Eukaryota; Fungi; Ascomycota; Pichiomycetes; Pichiales; Pichiaceae
Product: Component of the Swr1p complex that incorporates Htz1p into chromatin
Exons: 1
Coding region: 1-1698 (565 amino acids)
Biological process (GO): DNA repair; negative regulation of transcription by RNA polymerase II; chromatin remodeling
Cellular component (GO): NuA4 histone acetyltransferase complex; Swr1 complex
Molecular function (GO): transcription corepressor activity
Source: RefSeq, a predicted model, not a curated record
AUGUCGUCUGAUAUCCUGGAUGUCCUCUCUAUUUCUGGACGAUCGAAUUUGUCGAAUCAGAAGAAGAAAAUCACCAAAGAUGGACCUACAAAAAAGAAGAAACAAACCGCUAUGAGUCGAGAGUUGUUCAAUCUUAUUGGCCAAAACACUCCUCCUUUAGCAGUUGAAAAGACCGUUAAGUUCAAAGAAAAGCUGAAUGUCAAUAAUAAGCCUACUCCAUGGAGCUAUGUGGAAUUUAGUAACGAUGCUCGUGAAUCCAAAGAUGGGUUGAAGUUGCAUCAUUGGAUCAAAGGUUCAUCAGAGCUCGCCAAAAACUCGCCAUACUUGUUUGAAAAAUACAAUCAAAAGAUUCAAAUCCCCUCGUUUACAAAAGAGGAAUAUGAUGAGUUUUUGAAAGAUCUUGACUUGGAAUGCCGAGAGAGAGAAAAAAGGGAUAAGGCUUUGAAAGAACAGGAAGCAAAGGAAGCUGAGAAACUUGAGAAAGAGAAGGAAAAUGACAAGGAGAGAGUAAACGGAGAUGAACUUGGAAAAGAAGAGGACAAUGCAUCAGAUUUUGUACCUAAGAAAGAGAAUGUAAAUGACCAAAUAUUACCAAAAAUUGAUGAACCGCAAACUAACAAGAAAGACGACAUGGAAUCAACUGAGGAUGUUUCAAAAUCAGAUUCUCAGGAGGUUUCAAAGGACGUCAAUCCUUCCGAAGAAGUAGAAGCAUCGUGGGACUACGAUGAAACAGUUCAUUUAUUUCAACUCUGCGAAAAAUGGGAUCUCCGUUGGCCAAUAAUUGUUGAUCGAUAUGAAUAUGACGAGAGAUCCAUGGAAGAGUUAAAGGAGAGGUUUUAUAAAGUUUCCGAGAGGAUCCUACGACACAAGUACAGGAAUGUUACAAUGGAUGAUAAGACUUCAUUACUAGUUCAAACUUUAAGCUCGUUUGACAAAAGGAGAGAAACAGAGAGAAAACAAUACUUGAGAAGACUGCUAUCCAGAUCUCCUACUGAGAUAGCCGAGGAAGAAUCGUUGGUUAUAGAGGCAAGAAAGUUUGAAUUGGCUGCAAAGAAGAUGUUAACUGAACGUGCUUCCUUGUUAAGGCUGUUGGACUCUCCUCAGUCUACUGGUUCCAUUUCCCAGUACUUAACUUCUCAAGGCCUUACCCAACUUUACAAUACGUUAAUGUCUGCUGACAGAUCUAAGAGGAGAAAGGUUGAAACACCGACGCCUCCCCAGAUUCCUCCAGGUGCGUCGUCCUCUUUACACCGAACAUCCAUGGACCUUAAAAGGAAAGCUGCAAAGAAGAUUGGUCCGAAUGCCCUGUUGGAAAAUAUCAAGGCCACUGGCAAUUCAGUGCCUCCCAGCGGCAACGCUCCACAGAGCGCUGCUAUUGAACUUAUAAACACGAAGAUGACUCCAGAAGAAAAAGAAGCAUACGGAAUUAAGAUCCACCAAGAGAAGCUUCAGCCCGGUGUGAGCUUACGGUCCGCCAGACUACCUACAUUCAAGCCAGCAACUCAAGCGAAAAUUGUUGUUGUACUGAAUGAGCUAGAAGUUAGCCCUAAGCCUACCAUCCCCACAGCAAAAGUUGUUGCUCAGUAUGAUAACCUAUUACAAACAAUAAAUGUUCUACUAGAAACUAAGAAGCAGGUGAACAAGCUGGAAGUAGAGCUUAACCUUCUCGAAGGGAAGGAAGAAGAUAAAGAAUCAUAG